Messenger RNA from Protopolystoma xenopodis, 1740 nucleotides. Lineage: Eukaryota; Metazoa; Platyhelminthes; Monogenea; Polystomatidea; Polystomatidae. The record is from the annotation of a GenBank genome assembly.
AUGGAGAUAUCCGUCACAGUAAACUAUCUUCUCUCCCAUCUUUACACCAAACUGCCUCGACGUCGAGUGGACAGCUUUGGUGAAGAGUUGGAACAACGCCUUCGCCUUAAAUAUCCAUACCUCUGGCAACCGGAUCGACUGAAUUGUGACGCCCAUCAGAAGUGUGUCAACUUCACUGGAGCACAACUGGAGCUCCUCUUUCCUGAAGUUGCCAUGGCCAGUGGUCUAGAGUGGACCGAGAUACAGGCCUGUCUGCCGUGUGGUCUGAUGAUCUCCAUCGAUCCUGGCCAUGUGUCCUGUCAGUACACCUCAAGCGGCCAAUUCGCCUGUGAAAUGGCCAACACCACACUUUUCCUGUCGGCCACAUCUACUGCCUCUGAGGCUGUGGCAAACUCAGCCACAGCUUCAUCCAGUGCUCCCAACUCGGUCAACAUGAACGCCUACACGUCGAAUCAUCGCAGUUGCGCUGGUGGACUUACUCCGGCAUGGCAAAUGAUCGGCGGCCCUGAGAAGCCGGGACAGGGUCACUCGUCAGCCUCCUCUUCCGGAUACUCUUCAGCAUCUUCCGCCUCUUCGGCCUCUUCAGCCUCUUCGUCUUCGGCCUCUUCAGCCAGCAUGAAGCCCAGUCUACAGCAAAUCCGUCAGGUUCUCUACUCCGAGGGUGGGAUCGCCGAGUCAGCCAGUCACUUGGCCGAGGGGACUGAAAGUGUCUGGCGUAGAUGUUUCGAGGCUGAACAGGGCGACCACUUGGCGACGGCAACCGCUCUCAGCGUACUGGUCGACGCCGACGAGAUCGGCCAUCCGGAACCCAGUUAUCUGGACCCAUUCGACUGGCAGAGUGGAGAUGGUGUCGCGAGUCCUGGCGUCCCUGUGGGACUGACGCGUGAACAGAAAAUUCAACAUGCUUGGUGCCUGCUUCAGGACACCUAUUUUCCGCCUCUCGGCGACACACGAAGAAAUUCAAUGCUCAUCGGAGACGAUGGUUCGACAGGACAAUCACCUCUUGUGCUUGACGAGGCUGGAGACUGUUUGUCGGCUAACCAUAGUCUGGCCGAAGAUUACGCAACCAUGCGACCACUGAUCGCAGACAAGACGUCCGUCGGGCCGACCAGGUCGGAGACGGUCCAUUCAACAACUCCGGGCACAACUACAGGCUGGAUGGAGGCCAAGUCGACCGUCUACCCAAAUGAUGGUAUGACGACCAAAUCGACCACUGUCGAGGCGUUUCGUACACCCCUCACCAUCAACACGGCAUUGUCUGGUCUGCUGAUAGGCGGUCAGUUGUCUGGUCACCUCGCCAGUUCCCAGGCUCCUCCGAUCACGACCAUGUCGACAGUAUCCGGGCUUUCCGUCACCCAAGGCAAUGAGCUCAACUUUGCUACUCGCCUCCUCCGAGGUUCUGAGUUGCCCAGCAACCUUGGCACCAGCAGCUGCCUCUCACAGUCGACACAUCCUAGCCUUGCCCAACCACUCCCACCCGGACUAGGGUCAGGAAUGAUGUCUCUUUAUCCGCACAAGUCGACGUCCACGCCCAGCUUUACAGCGGCCGCGUUUGCACAGACAAAAUUUGGCUCAACCAAACUGAAGACGCAAUCGAAACGGCCCAAUCGUCUUCUAUCACCAACUGACUCGGGCGCAUCGCUUCUUAUGACUGGGCACACAAGUUUGUCUGCUGGACUUCCGAUAUUCUCCACUGAGUCGGGCGGUAUCAAAUCACCUCUGAUUGAACGUGUAAGUUGA